AUGGAGCUAUCAAACAAACUCCGUUGGGACCAGUUCUUGAUUUUGGCAGCAGCACUUAUGUCACCUGCAUUAACGGUGCUGUGUAAUGAUAUCCUCAGCCUGAAGGUGGCAGGAGAUCCAGUGCUAACCCCCAACUCCGUGUGCCUGAGGCUGGCAGGCCUCAGUAAGCGUCAGAUGCGGAUGUGUGUGCGGAGUCCCGACGUGACAGCCUCCGCGCUGCAGGGCAUCCAGGUGGCCAUCCACGAGUGUCAGCACCAGUUCAGGGACCAGCGGUGGAACUGCUCCUCGUUGGAGGGCCUCGGCCAGGUGCCCCAGCACAACACCAUCCUCAACAGAGGCUACCGCGAGAGUGCCUUCUCCCUGGCCUUACUGGCAGCGGGUGUGGCUCACUCUGUGGCCACGGCCUGCAGCAUGGGCAAGCUGCGGGGGUGCGGCUGCGAGGCCAAGCGUCGCCAGGACGAUGACAAGAUCCGACUGAAACUCACACAGCUGCAGCUGCAGACCCUGCAGAAAGGCGGGGUAGGCAUCGGCAUGACACGGUCAUUACCCCUGGAGUUAAACGGUCGCCAUGGUGAGCUGCCCGCUAACCUGCGCUCCACCCACCCCUCCGCCCUGCUCAAGCCUGUACCAGAUGAGCUGAGCUCCAUGCAGGAGACCUGGGAGUGGGGGGGCUGCAGCCAUGACGUCCGCUUUGGGGAACGGUUCUCCAGAGACUGGCUGGACUCCAGCGGGUCUCCAAGAGAUAUCCACGCUCGCAUGAGGAUACAUAACAACCGGGUGGGAAGACAGGCACUGAAUGACAACAUGAAGAGGAAGUGCAAAUGUCAUGGCACAUCCGGGAGCUGUCAGUUUAAGACCUGCUGGCACGUGUCUCCAGAGUUCCGGCUUGUGGGUUCUCUACUCAAGGAAAAGUUCCGGUCAGCCAUUUUCGUCAACUCACAGAACAAGAACAAUGGGGUUUUCAACACUCGAACGGGAAACGGCGCCGGCAGGAGCACGGGGGGACUCAGUGGAGGCCGCCGCCGCAGCAUGUCCAGAGAGCUGGUGUACUUUGAGAAGUCUCCUGACUUCUGUGAGCGUGACGCAUCUGUGGACUCCCCAGGCACACAAGGACGCAUCUGCAACAAGACCAGCUACAACACAGACAGCUGCAGCUCACUGUGCUGUGGCCGCGGACACAACAUCCUGAAACAGACACGCAGCGAACGCUGCAACUGCAGAUUUCACUGGUGCUGCUACGUGUUGUGCGACGAGUGUCGCCUCACAGAGUGGGUCAACGUGUGCAAGUAGAGUCAAGUUCACUCUGCAGU
This is a messenger RNA of Platichthys flesus (European flounder), 1310 nucleotides long. It is a transcript of the gene wnt10b, whose product is annotated as wingless-type MMTV integration site family, member 10b. Gene Ontology annotation, biological process: cell fate commitment; multicellular organism development; canonical Wnt signaling pathway. Gene Ontology annotation, cellular component: extracellular region. Bases 1 to 1290 code for a protein of 429 amino acids. Gene Ontology annotation, molecular function: frizzled binding; cytokine activity. The transcript has 4 exons. The record is from RefSeq and is a predicted model, not a curated record. NCBI's taxonomy places the organism in Eukaryota, Metazoa, Chordata, Actinopteri, Pleuronectiformes, Pleuronectidae.